This is a messenger RNA of Trametes versicolor FP-101664 SS1, 693 nucleotides long. RefSeq lists its product as uncharacterized. The record is from RefSeq and is a predicted model, not a curated record. The annotation marks the transcript as partial. The transcript has 3 exons. Lineage: Eukaryota; Fungi; Basidiomycota; Agaricomycetes; Polyporales; Polyporaceae.
GAACGCAUGCAGGAGGCAUGGAAUGCGCCUAUCUAUGCCUUCUUCAGGCCAGAGGUUCGGAUUGAUCGUUCAAAGGGUGCUGCCGCGUACGAGUUUCGCUGCGCUGCACCGAAGUGCGGAUCACCCGUCCGUCGCGCCCUGGAGACGCAGGACAAGACGUCAACGAGCAACCUGCGUAGGCACGUCAAAUCGUGUAAGCACUGGGGGGAGGGUGUCCUCGACGAGGCCGGCAAAUACAAGACAGCGGCUGAGGCACGCCCUGUGGUGCAGGCUUACCUCCGCACUGGCUCGUUGACGGUGUUCUUCAAGCGCUUGGGGAAAGGCAAGCUGUCGUUCUCUACGCGUCAGCACACAUCCAAGGAGUCCAGCAAGCGUCCAUACGCAAUUGUUCGCGAUCGCGGCUUCGUGACGCUGAUGAAGACUGGUCGUCCGGAGUACGCUUUGCCGUCUCCAUCGACUGUAUCUCGGGAUGUGAAGCGUGUCUUCGCGCGCGUGCGCCGUCGCAUUGCCAAGAUGCUACAGGACUACGACGGAAGCCUCAGCUUCACCGUAGAUGCAUGGACCUCACCUAACCAUAAGGCGUUGGUCGCCUUCGGGGUACACUUGACUCACAAAGGUACUCCAUUGAGCUUCUUGCUCGAUGUUGUCGAGGUGGCCAAGUCGCACACGGGUGAGGCACUCGGAAAGGCCUUC